ACUGAAGACAGUCCUAAGAGUCCGAACGUUUAUUCGUCAACAAGUGAAAAGCAAGAUGACGAAACAGAAAACCAAACCCGUGGUUGCUCGCAAGAGAAAAGAGGCGAUUGCGCAAGUAUGGAGUUUGAGUCCGAAUUGAUACCAGAUACAAUGGUGGAACGUGCUGAUAGAUUAUUGAAGAAAAUGAUUGACGGUAAGGAUAGACAAAGCCCCCAAGAUGACAAAGAAUCGAUUAUAACUAUCGAUUUGUGGGACUUCGCGGGACAACACUUGUAUUAUGCCGCUCACUCAGUAUUUUUUACUACAAGAGCAGUGUAUAUCCUUGUGCAUAACCUCAGCAAAGAACUGAAUGCCCUAGCUCAGCCUUGUGUGAGACAAGGUUGUCACAACAUCAUCUUGGAAAACCCUGGCAGAGUAACAAAUCUAGAAGAUCUGCUUUCAUGGCUUGCAACCAUUCACAGUAUCAAACCGAAAGACGAGGGAACGCCAGUUGACAACUCAGACACACUGAUUUCCUACCGUCGACCCCCAGUAUUCAUUGUCGGCACACAUGCUGACCAACCAAUAGAAAAUACCGAGACUGUGAAGGAAAAGAUUCAACAGGCUGUAUCUGGUAAGGAGUACGGAAAACAUGUGAUCCCACCUUUGCUCAACAUUGAUAACACACAAAGUCACCAGUCAUUGAUUGGUAAAACACAGCAAAACAAACCUGUGCAAAGCAUCUUGAAGAGGUUGUUCAGUAAGCAGUCACAGGGGAGUCAUCAGAGAGGAAAAAGUGGAGAAAAAGGCAGAGCUAUUGGUGAUGAGAUUCAUACUCUCCGUGCCAAAAUCAUGGAAGUUUUGCGAAAGGAGCCAUACAUGGGAGAGAGGAUACCAAUUAGGUGGUUCAACUUUGAAAAACUUGUAGAGACUUUGGUAGCUGGCAAUGUUUAUUUUAUGAAUAUGGAGCAGCUUCAAACGGUUGUCGAGAAGGCGAACAUUAUAGACGGGGAUGAACAUUUCAAAACCAUGCUUAAUUUUUAUCACGAUUUGGGAAUGAUUGUCAAGCACCGCAGUACGGUCAUUCUAAAAGCUCAGUGGCUAAUUGAUCUGUUCAGGAAGCUGAUAACCAUUCCCCCAUUUGACAAAAUGGAUCCUGUGGAAUCAAAGCACUGGCCCGAACUCGAGAGAAAUGGUUUCCUCAGCAUGGAGCUUGUUGAUCACGUGUUUUCAAAAUUUCUUCGUCAAGGCGUUAUCAAAGAAGACAUCUUGGACAUGAUGGAGCUGUUUGGUUUGAUUGCAAAGUUCUCGUCACCAUCUCUGCCUGACGUGAAGUAUUUUGUACCAUGUCAACUGAGGUCCCCACCGGAAGAGCUUCGUAAAAUGGAGCCAUCAUCCACUGAUCCUUGUCCUCUGUAUGUCCACUUCCUCGAUGGUUUUGUUCCGCAUGGUCUUUUCCCGCGCCUUGUCUCAAGGACGACGGCUUCGGCAGCCGGGAAUGAAUCAUCACACCUGCAAAAACUCUACCAGAAUGGAGCCUGGUUUGUUUUAGAGGGAAACAGCAUACAUGAUAUGAUCCUGAUUUGCCAGAAAAGAUUCAUUAAAAUUUUACUGAGAGAAAGAAAGGAAGCCAAAGCAGUUCCAGUCUCUCUCUCACCUUCAACAUCUGCAGACGUUGCAAGAAGCGUGAAAUUGUUCUUGGAGAGUAGCUUAGAACACUUUUCGCAAGAAUUCCCAUACCUGAGCAAACUGAGGUAUGAAUUCUCUGUUGAAUGUCCGUACUGUUUGCAAAGGGUUCAAGAAUGUGCCAUCCACAGAAAAUCCUCGUGUGCACAUGAGGACUGUUUACACCUUCUCGAAAUUAAACAAGGAAAACGUUUGAUCUGUAUGGAAAGCGUUGGAUGUAGUGAGGUCUUAACAGUUCAAGGACAGGAUUUGUGGUUUUCAUCGGGAGGAACCGAGGAUUCAUGCAAAACUGAUGCGUCUGAAACAUCAUGGGAUGCAACAGCUCGAAUUUACCCGGUUAAAUGUGCGUCACCAUUGAGAGUUACUCUUUUGGCUAGCGAGUGGGGAUCGUCUAUGGGGGGCUUGUCCACCAUCAAUCGACAGCUUGCCAUACUACUGGCCAAACGCAGGGAAAUAGAGGUCACCUUCCUAGUCCCAAAAUUUAACUGCUCUGAAGAAGACAAAAGGACCGCUUGGAAUCACAAUGUUCUCAUUAAAGAAGCAGAGAAACUUCCUGGUUUUGAUCCCCUUGACUGGUUAAGCUUUCCACCUAAAGAGCUCAUCAUUGAUGUGGUCCUGGGUCAUGGCGCUAAGCUAGGAAAGCAAGCCCAAGUCAUCAGGGAGUCUCACAGGUGCCAAUGGGUGCAAGUAGUGCACACUGCGCCCGAAGAGCUCGGAAUGUUCAAGACCCAUCCUAGAGCCGUUGCUAAAGGAGAACAGAAGAAUACAACUGAAGUAGAUUUGUGUAAAUUGGCAAAUAUAGUUGUAGCGGUAGGACCCAAGUUGACGGAGGCCUACUCUGCCUAUCUACGCUCAAGCGAGAAGCAGCAAGACAUCUUUAUGUUGACCCCUGGCACAUUCAAGGAGUUUUCCACUUUAAAACAUGCUCCAGUUGACUCUGAAAAGUUUAGGGUGUUGACCUUUGGUCGUGGUGACCCUGAGGACUUCGGUCUUAAGGGGUAUGAUAUCGCUGCUAAAGCAAUAGCUGAACUGGAUGACAACUCCUACCAUCUGAUCUUUGUGGGUGCACCUGAUGGAAAACAGGAGGCAGUCAAAGAACGUUUGCUGCAGAGUGGUAUUUCUAGUCGUCAGCUGACAGUGAGAAAGUUUUUGCAAUGCCGAGAGAGGUUGAGAGAGUGUUUUUGUGAAGUUGAUCUUUGUAUCAUGCCAUCACGGACGGAAGGGUUCGGCUUAACCGCGUUGGAAGCAUUGUCAGCUGGUCUUCCCAUUCUCGUUAGUGGAAACUCGGGGUUCGGAGAUGCACUGCGUAAAGUGCCGUCCGGAAAAUCUUUUGUGGUUGAUUCUGAGGACCCCAAGGUGUGGGCUGAGGCAAUUACUGUUGUCCGUAAGAAGGAGAGACCAGAGCGUCUACAAGAGACUCAGCGACUGCAGACAUCUUAUGAAGAGCAGUUCAGCUGGGAGAAACAGUGUAACCUUCUUGUUUAUAAGAUGUGGAACAAAGUUCACGGGCCGUUUGAGCGAAUCAUUCAGGAUCUUCAGCAGAUGCACUUCCUUGCAAGCAAGGUCAACAGCAACACUAACUUGACAGAAGAGUUAACGAAGAUUGCAUCAGAUAAGGGCUUCAGAAUUUCUGACAAUCAAGAGUCAGGAAACUGCAUGUUCCAUGCCCUGUCAGAACAACUAGAAACCGUCAAAGGAAUCAAAAUCGAAAAUGGCCAGUUGAGACAAUCUUUAGUUCAGUACCUUAGGGAAAACCCAAAAUUGGCGGAUGGAACAGAUCUGUGUCACUUUGUCCAUGGCCAUGAAACAUGGGAUGAUUACCUAACAUAUGUGGAACAUGAUGGCACUUGGGGAGAUCACCUUAUUCUCUGUGCAGCAGCGAAUUGCUUUGAAACGUGCAUUCACGUGGUCAGCAGUCUACACAAUGAUGUAGUCAUCAGGCCACAUUCUCCUGUUGACGAAAGCAAGCCUCUAGUACUGGGACAUAUUCAUGAGGUACACUAUGUCAGUCUUCAACCCAUACAAGGCUAAAGGAACGAUUUUCGGCAGGUAUAGCUAUAGCCGGCAAGACCUUCACGAAGAAUCAGAUGGCAACCAGUAAAGAAAACUGCGACAUUUUUAGGAUUAUUUUCUCACGUGACUAUAUACUUAGCUGAAAACGUAAGCUUUAGAUAAAACAUAGCUUUUUACAUUUGUAUAAGCUUUGUCACGAUAAAUUGCUAUCGAGUUUUCGUGGUUUGGUAAGAAUUUUGAUAUAAAACAUUAAAUUCUAUUUUCGAAAUGUCAAUAAAUAUUUUGCCGAAAAAGAGAAAACAAAGUAUAGAUGCUCUCCCCCUCCCAAAUUUGCAAUAUUUACUUACUAUUGGCCACGUUUGCCACUAAAUACGUUAUAAUGCUGAAUAAUUCUAAUUUACCUCUUACCCCAUUGAAAAUACUCGGUAGUAGCUGCCCUUACAGUGGAGCGCUUCAGUCCUUUAAUCUUGUUUUCUAUGUAAAUAAAGGUUUGACCCUGAUUACUUGGGAUAUAGUUAUUACAACCACAUCAAUUGAGCUUUCUAAUGAUGAAAAAUGUUUCUCGUUAAAAUGUAUGGAUUGCAAUUGUUGUUUUCGAGCAAUUAUUAUAUCUAUUGUAGUAUUUAUCACCAAGAGGAAAUAAAUUAUCGAUAUAUUCGCACACACUUUAGUUACGUUCAUAAAUGUAGGACCGUAUCGUAACAAGGUGAAUACAGUUUAUGCCGAAAAUUUUGCUGAGAGAUUGAAAGAGAACCAGGUAUUUUGAAAUUUCCCACGAAAUGAAUAGUUAAAGAGCGUCUUUUUAGUCAAGUGUUUAACCUUUGCAUUUGUUAACUCCA
Pocillopora verrucosa is the source of this 4517-nucleotide messenger RNA. The record is from RefSeq and is a predicted model, not a curated record. Lineage: Eukaryota; Metazoa; Cnidaria; Anthozoa; Scleractinia; Pocilloporidae.